AUGCUGGCCACAGCCCUCGUUGGCGGCGCGGGAUGGACCUAUUUGCAGCAGGAGGCGUGGUCUCGAGGGACGUUUGUCCAGGCGGCGGCGGUUCUGCUACUGGCGCAGGUGUUUGUGGUCUACGGCAUCUGGUCUCAGUUUGUGUAUCCCUUCUGGUUUUCGCCGCUGCGGCAUCUUCCCACGGCGCCAAACAGCCACUGGUUGUUUGGCCAUGGCAAGAAGAUCCUGGCUGAGAAGCCUGCCGCGCCGUUCAGAGAGUGGGCUUUGAGCAUGCCCAACAACGGCAUCAUCCGCUACUACUGGUUCUUCCACCACGAGCGUCUGCUCAUUACUUCUCCAAAGGCCCUGGCCGAGGUGCUCGUCACGAACAAUUAUGCUUUCCAGAAGCCCGAGAAUGUCAGGACCUUUCUCGGCCGCAUUUUGGGUUACGGUGUGCUGGUGGCUGAGGGAGACGAGCACAAGCGCCAGCGUCGCAACUUGAUGCCGGCCUUUGCGUUCCGACACAUCAAAGAUCUGUAUCCCGUCUUCUGGGACAAGUCCCGCGAGGUGGUCCAGGCUAUGACGGCGGAGUGUGGUGAGCGCGGCGAGGCAGAAUUCGAGGCCGGCGAGUGGGCGUCAAGAGUCACCCUCGACAUCAUUGGCGUCGCCGGCCUGGGCAGAGACUUUCACGCGAUCCAGGACGACAACAGUGACAUCGUCCAGACGUACAAGUUUCUGUUCAAGCCAAAGCCGCCAGCCAAGAUCAUGGUAUUCCUGGGAACUCUGGUGCCCACCUGGAUGCUUUAUCGACUACCGCUGAAGCGAAACAAGGUUAUUGACGAGGCAGCCCAGACGAUCAAGUCCGUGUGCCGGGAUCUCAUCCGAGCGAAGAAGGAAAAGAUGAUGGCCAACAAGGAGCGCACGGAUGUGGACAUUCUCUCCGUCGCGAUAGAGAGCGGCCAAUUCACCGACGAGAACCUAGUGGACCAGCUCAUGACCUUUCUAGCCGCCGGCCAUGAGACGACAUCGACGGCGCUGACGUGGGCCAUCUACGCCCUCUGCCGCUCGCCUGAGAUGCAGACACGGCUGCGCAACGAGAUUCGCGAAAAGCUGCCUUCUACGGACGACGCAGGCGCCAAGAUUACAAGCCUAGACAUUGAUCACAUGCCGUACCUCAACGCGGUGUGCAACGAGGUGCUACGAUUCUUCAGCCCCGUCCCCCUCACCAUUCGUGAGGCCACUCACGACACCACCAUCCAGGGCAUUCCUGUCCGAAAGGGCACUCGUCUCACCGUAUCCCCCUUCGCCGUAAACGUGGACCCAAAACUCUGGGGCUCAGACGCAUCCGAAUUCAACCCUGACCGAUGGCUCUCCACUGACGGACUGUCUGAUGAGAGCAACAAGAGGGCUGCGAGCGGCGGUGCGGAGAGCAACUAUGCCUUCUUGUCGUUUCUCCACGGGCCGCGCAGCUGUAUUGGUAUGAGCUUUGCCAAGGGGGAGUUUGCGUGUCUCUUGGCGGCCUGGAUUGGUCGUUUCGAGUUUGAGCUGGUGAAUAAGGAGGAGAUGGACCUGGAUAAGAUUGAUAUGAGGGGUGGAGUGACGGUGAAGCCAGCCAAUGGGUUGUAUGUGAAGACCAGAGUGGUGCCAGGAUAUUGA
Molecule: messenger RNA, 1635 nt
Organism: Trichoderma virens Gv29-8
Lineage: Eukaryota; Fungi; Ascomycota; Sordariomycetes; Hypocreales; Hypocreaceae
Exons: 2
Coding region: 1-1635 (544 amino acids)
Molecular function (GO): iron ion binding; oxidoreductase activity, acting on paired donors, with incorporation or reduction of molecular oxygen; monooxygenase activity
Source: RefSeq, a predicted model, not a curated record